Molecule: messenger RNA, 1389 nt
Organism: Penicillium argentinense
Lineage: Eukaryota; Fungi; Ascomycota; Eurotiomycetes; Eurotiales; Aspergillaceae
Exons: 3
Coding region: 1-1389 (462 amino acids)
Source: RefSeq, a predicted model, not a curated record
AUGACAUCUCCAGGCCGGUCACUGAGUACUCUCCCAGAAGAGAUCCUGUCACAGAUUCUGGAUCAAAGCACGUUAAACGGGACUACACUUCAUGCCGGGGUACAACACCCAAAGCGCGUCUACAGCGAGCUCAGAGCACUGGCCCUCGUCUGCCGUCGCAUACAUAGACUCGUGACUCCACUUCUGUUCGAGGGCAUUACCUUCUACCAUGAAUAUGUGUGUCCUUCAUGCAUCAAGGACCGCAGUAUUGUGCCGCCUUGCCGACGGGCACUUGCUUUGCACCGAGUGUUGCGGGACAACCCUCCGCUCCGGGCGAAAUGUCUCUCACUCGACAUCAUUAUCGACGAUACAGCCGAUACCUCUGACGAGGACUUUCAAGUGGCCAAUGAUCUUAUUACGUGGUUAACGCGAACUCGGUCACUUCGCUUCUAUGGUGGGUUCCAUGAAGGCGUUUCUGAGGGGCAACGGGCGAAUGCGUUGGCUUUGAUUCGCAAUGCCAGUAAGGGCAUGGUUCAGCUGAAAGAAUUCUUGCUCGAUGGCGAUGAAUUCAAUAGUCGCGGACUGUCAUUGGCAGAAGCCAUGGAAAAUAUUAGCUUCCCCUCAUUAGAGGUAUUAGCGAUGAUCUCCAAUGGACCUUCCGACCCUGCUGAUCUCCGGAGGAUGCUCUCCUCGAAGAAAUCACGCGGGGCGCCAUUCACCUCUCUUACUCUCAAGUACUGCAAGGACCUUCCCGAAGCAAUCGAGCAGUUUGUGUACUGGCCCAAGCAGCUGGUGGACUUCACCGUCAACACCUCUGGAAACAAGCUUGUCAGUCGUGUGAGUCUCCGCGAUGCCCAAAAAUGGCUAUCCAUCCACAAAGACACUUUGAAAUACCUCUAUAUCGAUCUCCUCGGCCACGAUCAAGGCCUUCAUUUCGACGCAUCCAUCUUCUCGCGACUCGAAGCACUCCGGCUCUCCCGAACUCAGCUCAACGACGAAGAUGACCGCUGGAAUAACGACCUCCGAUGGGAACCCUCCCAUGCCGACCGGGUUCUCUCCCCCAAGCUCCAGACUUUCGGCAUGUCGUUUGGGAUCAUGGGGUGCUGUUUGAUUAACAACUUCGGCGAUAAGGAAGUCAACUGGCUGCGCUGCCUAGGGAAGGCUGCAGCUAGCAAGAGAUCGGCACUGGACACGAUUGAAAUCCUCUUUAAUCCGCUCAGUGCAUACCCGCACAAGUAUGGCGCUUAUCCAGAGGAUUAUGGAUAUCCGUGGGAUCGGAUCAGUGGACUCCAGGCGGAGUUGGCGCGGUAUGGGAUUGAUCUGGUGUAUAAUAGUCCGCCCUGGACGAAGGAAGAGUGGGAAGCGAUGAUUUCGAGAUGGUUAUCUGAGAGUGUAGCUGUCGGCUCAUGA